This is a messenger RNA of Stylonychia lemnae, 1794 nucleotides long. Lineage: Eukaryota; Ciliophora; Spirotrichea; Sporadotrichida; Oxytrichidae. The record is from the annotation of a GenBank genome assembly.
AUGAAAUAUAGAGGUUCAUUAGUCAUUGUUCCAACUCCAAUUGGUAAUCUGGGUGACUUAAGUUUAAGAUAAUAUGAAGCUUUAACUCAAUCUGAUAUUAUAGCUUGUGAGGACACUAGAAAGACUGGCAAGAUGAUUGAACUUAUCAAGUAAAAAAGACUAAAAGAUCAAUUUAAGACAUAGUUCGGGUCAUCAAUUGAAGACUUUUUCGAAGAUAAGGAGAUAGAUGAAGCGAGAUAGGAGUAUGAGAAGAACAAAGAUAAAUAAAUGAAAGAAGAUGUAGUAGAACAGUAAAAUGAUGUCUCAAAUUUACAUGAGGAAGAGGGAGAUGAUUAACUUCUAUUCAGAUUACUUAAAGCGAAUGAAGAAAUAGACUAGAUUUAGAGUAUGAAGGAAGGUUAAGUUGGAGAUAUCGAUGUUGCAAAGUAAGAAAAUAAAGGGGAAUUAAAAGUUAAAGUGCAGGAAAUAUUGAAGAGACUGGAAAAAGAGAUUGAUCAAAACAAGUUUCACGAUCUUCAAACUGCUGAAUAGAUAAAUGAGUAGUCCUUAAAGGUUUUAACUCCUUAGGAUAGAAUUUUCAUUGAUCAGAUUGAUUAAGAGUAUUACUCUAGAGUCAAAUCAAGCGAGGAAUACUACAGAAGGAAAAAAUUAAUUUUAGCAAAUCUAGAUAGGUUGUAGAGAAAGGUUGAAUCAACUGCAAAAAAUUUUGAUGAUUAUGAGAGACUGAGAUUUAUCAUGCUAGAAAAAGCAAAACAAAAGAGAUCAGUCCUUAAGAACUUCAUUAAGUUUGAACAGUACAAUCAAAAGGAGAGAGUAUUCGGGAAAGAAGCAGAGUCUGAGGCAGCCAACUAAAACACUUAGGACUAAUCUGGUUAGAAUUAAUAAAACGAAGCUGAAUAAGAUGAUUUUGAUCUUCUUUAUGGUAUCGAUAAUUCUUACACAAAGGAAGUGAGAGAAAAAAUAAUUGAAUCUAAGAGGAAAAAGGGCAGAGGACUUCUUCUGAGUUUUUAUGAAUUUAAUUAGGAAAAAAGAAUACCAAGAUUAAUUAGAGCUAUGAAGCUUGGGCUUAGAGUAGCUUUAGUUUCUGAUGCUGGUACUCCAACUAUUUCUGAUCCAGGCUAUAAGUUUCUCAGGGAAUGCAAAAAGUAAGGUAUUUCUAUUGAACCUUUACCUGGCCCAUGUGCUGCUACAACUGCUCUCAGUGCCUGCGGAUUUCCAACUGAAAGAUUUUACUUCUAUGGAUAUCUCCCAAAAACAGAUUCAGAUAGAGAAUAAGCCCUAUUAGAUAUUAAAAGAUAGGCGAAAACUACUGCUAUUUAUGAAUCACCUAAUCGUUUAAUGAAGACUCUAGCCCAGGUAAUGGAGGUCCUCGGGGAAAAUCAUGAGAUUUACAUAGGAAUGGAAUUAACUAAAAUGCACGAGAAGCAUUAUAGAGAUACUGUGAAAAGAGUUUUCGAUUAGCUUGAAAGAGAAACAGAGGGAACUAGGAUAAAAGGAGAAAUUACGUUAGUUUUAUCGCCCUAUCAAGAUGAUGCAUAUGAUGAAACCUAGAGAGAAUUAAAAAGUGGAGGGUUUGAUCCCAGAAAAGAUGCAUAGAUUAAAAUUGAUUUACUGAAAGUAGCUACUAAAUUAAAUGAAUCUGUCGAGAUGUCAGAUCAUGAUUUUAGAGUGAUGCUUAAAUCCAUUUUUGACCAAGUUCCCUCCUAUCAUAUCAAUCAAAUUGUCAAAGUUAUAAAGAAAGGUGACAAAGAAUAGAGAUUUGAAAGGUUAUCUAGAAUGAUAAGAGAUUAGUGA